UUUCAGACAAUUUUUCUUCCGCGCAGAGCCAAAAGUCACUUCUCUCCAUUUUUUAAUUUUCAUUUUUAUUUUUUAGCCUUCCAACUUGUGUUUUCUCUCUCCCUCUGCCCUUUACGCUGAAACUCUUGCUAUUAUAUAAAUCCACUCACCACACUCCCUUUCUCUCUCUCUCUCUCUCUCACACCUCACACCUCACACCACUUCGCUCAAAACUAGCAUCCCAGCCUUGCAUGCAUUCUGCUUCCCCUAUUCCCAUUUCCCUCACCAACCAAACCAAACCUAAAUCGCUUCAUAUUCUGUUUCCUUUAAUUCCACAGUAAUAACCAUAACCACACUCGCAUGGAGAACAAGUAGCAGGUACCUGUUCAAAGAGUAACGCCCUUCCAGAGUCACAGAAACGUUCAUUACAUCACUUCCAUUUUGCACCACUCGUACAGAACAAUGGCACGUGCGACUAACUGGCUUUCGUUCUCGCUUUCCCCCAUGGAAAUGCUCCGAACCUCCGAGCCUCAGUUCGCUCAAUACGACGCCGCUUCCGCCACUUCCUCUCAUCACUACUACCUCGACAACUUGUACAACAACGCUGCAGGGUGGGGAAACGGGAACCUCAAGUCCCAGGUGCUGAUGGAGCAGAAUCUGAACCAGAGCGAGGUCAGCUUCGUGGACUCGUCGACGCACUCGCGGGGCGUGAGCCACGCGCCGCCGCCCAAGCUCGAGGACUUUCUCGGCAGCGACUCCUCCGCCGUGAUGCGCUACUCCGACAGCCAGACCGAGACGCAGGACUCCUCGUUGACUCACAUGUACGACCACCACGGUUCCGCCGCGUACUUCGGCGACCACCAGGAUCUCAAGGCCAUUGCUGGAUUCCAGGCGUUCUCCACCAACUCUGGUUCCGAGGUUGAUGACUCGGCCUCCAUCGGGAAAGCGCAACCCAGCGAGUUCGGGACUCACUCUAUUGAAUCCUCGGUGAACGAGUUCAACGCGUUUUCCGCCGCCUCCGGCGGCUGCGGCGGUGCUUCCGGAACUCUGUCGCUCGCUGUGGCGCAGAGCACCGAGAAGGCCGUCGUGGCGGCGGAUUCCGAUAGCUCGAAGAAGGUCGUGGAAACCUUCGGCCAGCGGACUUCUAUUUACAGAGGCGUCACUAGGCACCGAUGGACAGGUAGAUAUGAAGCGCAUCUAUGGGACAACAGUUGCAGAAGGGAGGGUCAAGCCAGGAAAGGGCGUCAAGUUUAUUUGGGUGGAUAUGAUAAGGAAGACAAGGCCGCGAGAGCUUAUGAUUUGGCAGCUCUAAAGUACUGGGGUCCCACCGCUACCACCAACUUUCCUGUUUCCAAUUAUUCAAAGGAAGUGGAGGAGAUGAAACAUGUAACAAAGCAAGAAUUUAUUGCAUCAUUGAGAAGGAAAAGUAGUGGUUUUUCCAGGGGAGCUUCCAUAUACAGAGGUGUUACAAGGCAUCAUCAACAGGGUAGGUGGCAAGCAAGAAUUGGCCGCGUAGCUGGAAACAAAGAUCUGUACUUAGGAACAUUCGCGACUGAAGAGGAAGCAGCAGAGGCGUACGAUAUUGCAGCAAUAAAGUUCAGAGGUGCAAACGCAGUAACCAAUUUUGAGAUGAAUAGAUACGAUGUGGAAGCUAUAAUGAAGAGUUCUCUUCCAGUUGGUGGGGCAGCAAAACGCUUGAAGCUUUCCCUUGAAUCAGAGCAGAAAGUUGCUGUGAACAGCAAUCAACAGAAUCCACAAUGUGUAAACGUGAGUGGCAACAUCAAUUUCUCGUCCAUUCAUCAGCCACUUGCCUCUAUCCCUUGUGGAAUUCCAUUCGACUCUACAACAGCAUAUUAUCAUCACAACCUUUUCCAACAUUUUCAUCCCAACAACGCUGGCACAGCAGCUUCUGCGGUUACUUCUGCCAAUGCAACUGCAACCGGACUCACUGCACUGCCACCACCAUCUGCAGCUGAGUUCUUUAUUUGGCCUCACCAGUCUUAUUGAUCUAAUAAACUAGUCAUCUUUUGCUAAUUUUCUGGUUAUGCUAACAAAUCAAAAGCUAUAGGCUCUGGCACAGUUAAGCUGACCCGCUUCCGAUCCUCUAUAAUUAACCCUUUAGGCUGCUAAGAAAGAAAAAUGAGGUUUUUUGUGUUCGCUAGUCUUAGUUACAAUAGGAAGCUGGAUAUGUAACUAACUACUCAAGAAAUGAGAAAUAUUUCGUGCAUAAUAAUUUUGCACCAGAAUUUCUUAAAUGCUUCUUAGCUUGCAGCUGUAGUAUGCUUUUGUUUAAUUACCUAUUUGGCUUCAUGUUUUAAAUUAUAGUUUAUAGCAUGUUUGUGAAACAUGAAAGUGGAUGGAAGGUAGAUGGUGUUCCCUGAUCCGAGAUUAA
This is a messenger RNA of Cajanus cajan (pigeon pea), 2371 nucleotides long. Its product is annotated as AP2-like ethylene-responsive transcription factor AIL6. Gene Ontology annotation, biological process: regulation of DNA-templated transcription. Gene Ontology annotation, molecular function: DNA-binding transcription factor activity; DNA binding. Lineage: Eukaryota; Viridiplantae; Streptophyta; Magnoliopsida; Fabales; Fabaceae. The record is from RefSeq and is a predicted model, not a curated record.